Caretta caretta (loggerhead turtle) is the source of this 4933-nucleotide messenger RNA. It is a transcript of the gene DCP1A, whose product is annotated as decapping mRNA 1A. The record is from RefSeq and is a predicted model, not a curated record. Gene Ontology annotation, cellular component: P-body. Gene Ontology annotation, biological process: deadenylation-dependent decapping of nuclear-transcribed mRNA; deadenylation-independent decapping of nuclear-transcribed mRNA; positive regulation of catalytic activity. NCBI's taxonomy places the organism in Eukaryota, Metazoa, Chordata, Testudines, Cheloniidae. Gene Ontology annotation, molecular function: enzyme activator activity; mRNA binding.
CCGCUUCCUCCCGGGAUCCAAGAUGGAGUCGCUGAGUAAAGCGGGACAGGAGAUGAGCCUGGCGGCCUUAAAGCGGCACGAUCCCUACAUCACCAGCAUCGCCGACGUGACCGGCCAGGUCGCGCUCUACAGCUUCAGCCCCAAAGCCAACGAGUGGGAGAAGACUGACAUAGAAGGUACCUUAUUUGUGUACAGAAGGUCAGCUUCUCCCUACUAUGGUUUUACGAUUGUGAAUCGACUGAAUAUGCACAACCUAGUUGAGCCAGUAAAUAAAGACUUGGAAUUUCAACUGCAUGAACCUUUUCUUCUUUACAGAAACGCUAGCUUGUCUAUUUACAGUAUCUGGUUUUAUGACAAGAAUGACUGUCAUCGAAUAGCAAAACUCAUGGCAAAAGUGGUACAACAAGAAGCUCAAAGAUCUCAGCAAGUUUCACAUGACAGAAAGAGUCCCAGCAGAACUAAUGGUUGCAGUGAAAACAAACCCAUUGAUAUCCUAGAAAUGCUUAGCAAAGCCAAGGAUGAAUAUGAACGAACUCAGAUCAGUGACUUAAGUAUUAUAUCAAGUUCUGGAAUGCAGCAAAAUGAAAAUCCCACGAAGACAGAAAGCAUGGAAACUUCAGAACAAACAUCUUCAACGUUACAAAUGCAAGACCAGCCAUUCCAGUCAACGCACAAACAUCUGACAGUGGAAGAAUUAUUUGGAACCUCCUUGCCAAGGGAACAACCAACAGUUUCAUAUCCCAAUCCAGACAGAAUGGAGAAGUUGCAAGCUGACACUACAGGCAGAGAGCACAACUUAUUCUUACCUUUUUCACUUGAGCAAUCAGCAGUGACACACCAACCAUUGCGGAAACCAGAGAGUACAAGUGUCAAAAACAAUGGCAGUACUUUGAAUCAGCAAGAGCGUGUAGCACCCAUGCUGAUUGCUCCAGCUUCAGUUUUGCAGCCUGACGUAAAGAAUGUUUCAAACUAUACAGUUCAGUUAAGCCCUAUUCUUAAUUCAGCCUCAACAACAGAAGCUCCUUCUGCUCAGAUACUUCCCAACCUAAACUCAAACAGUAAUAUAAUGCAAGUUAUGCAUCAAGCUGCUAAACAGAUGUCCCCACUUAUGAAUCAGACACCAUCUGAUGUGAAUCACACGCCACAAAACCUAAUUGCUGGCCAAAACCAGUUCAUAGCACCUUUGGCAGCAACUAAUACAGGAAAUGCUUCAAAUACACACCUUCCAAAUGUUGACCUUCUCCAGAAACUCAGGUUGACCCCACAGCAGGACCAAAUACAACAGUCUCUUAGUAAAACUACCAUGGCACCUAGCAUUUCAUCCACAGUUAGCCAGCUUGCAACACCAGAAAGCUUCAAAGAAUCCCACACCAAACCAGCAUCACUGAGUAGCAAAAUAAUCACACCACUUCAGACCAUACAGCAAAACAAGGAGCCAGAUGUAUUUUCACAACCCAAGGCUUUGCCAAAAGCCAGCCAAGUCGCACCUCCACAGUUUGUUACAGCCACAACUACAGUGACUCCUUCAAUCCUCUUGUCUCCUAGUGUUUUCCAGCAGUCAGCUACAAAAUCCACUGAAAUGGAGAGUAAAGCCAGUUCCUCUUCUCCUCUAACACUUGGAGCAACAGAAAUUCAGACAAUGCCUCCUACUGUUCUCAGUAGGUCUCAGCUCCAGGAAACCUUAAUACAUCUAAUAAAGGGGCAUGAACUCACCUUGAAAUGGAAACUGCAAGCAUUCUGAUUAAUGAAUUAGAAAGUUUCAAUGAAAUGAUUCCAGUUUUCUCAGUACUGUUCAUGAAGUCUACUUGCAAGUCCUGACCAAGAAUACAGACAUCAAACUAUAAUUGAAGUUAAUUCAGUUCAACUGACAAUAUGUCUGCUUCUGAAACAAUUAUGCCUCAUCUAUAAAGCUGUAAUAUUUUUUUAAAAAGAAUAUUUAGUUUUCAGUGUCUUGAAUUUUGAACCUGUUGGGAAAGACUAUUCCUUAAAAAUGCUUCUAAAAAGUAAUCUUCUCAGAAGUGAUCUAGGUUUCACUGUGAUCAUCACCAGCAAACCUUUGUUUCUAAGGAAAAAUUUAGUUGCAUAUGAGCUUUCAUUAGCAUUAAGUGAAUGUGCAAAUGUUUUCUCUGACUUUUUUUUCUAGCUAUCUUCAGUACUAAAGAGUUAAGGGGAACAGUGCUGUUUUUAACCUAUCAGGUGUACAGUACACUACACAGAUCAGAACAAAACUCAGUUGUAAAACCCACUUCCAGUUCUGAGGGCUUUGUAGAGGCUGGGGAGGCUCAUUUAUCGUAAUAAACUGGUUGAUGGCAGAUGUGCAUGUAGUAAAAGAUACUGCAGUCAGGCUUGGAGCUGGGUGCCCUUAAAGCUAGAUGUUUGAGGUAGGGGUUAAAAAUACUUUUGCCCAUUCCUGAGCAACAAACAGCCUUUACCCUGUAACUGUUCUGUUAGUUUUUGGCUUUGCAUCUUUGGUGUCCAUUGAAAUAUGCUUGGUUUCUCUAAAAAGAUUGAAUCCAAAGUGUGCACGAUCCUAGGCUAGGGCAAUCAUGUGCUCUUUAAGUAACAGCCUGAUUUCUGUAAAUUUUUAAAAUCAGAUCUGGGGAAGAACAUCACUCUAAGACUAUUAUUUUCCUAUUCCCUGGGACUAUAUAUGAUAUUUGAAAUACAUUGUUUCUGUUCAGCUAAGGAUGAGCCAAUGCCAGAAUUGAGUUUCAUUAUUCACUUGUGUUGGCACUGUAGUGUUGAAAACUAUACAGAUGCGGAAAAAUUGCAAACUGACCCCUUGCCUCCAAAAUUUUUUUCACGUUGUGUAGUACUGCGUUGUGUUUAGUUGAAAAGUGAAUGCUUCUUACAUAUGGUUUAUCAUUUCAGUAUUUACCAGUGUAAGAAUCCGACGACUUCAUGUCUCCCCAUUUGAAGUCAGAAAAGAAUCCUUAAUGAUAUUUUACUAUGCUGCUAUUGGUCUGUCUGUGACUUAUAUUUAUUUCUAUAUGGCAUGAAAAGGUACUUAGUAAUACUUUAAAGUAGCUCUCAGUUGAUUCCAGUAAUACUAAUUUUAAGGAAUGGUUUUUGAGUAGAGAGGUCUUGGCAUAUUUGCUAAUGGAUAAUUUGUAGUAAAUUUAACCAGGUAGGAUGCUUUGCUUAUUUUUUCCAAGCACUAUUGCAAUGAAGAAGAAACGAGUUUGUUUGGCUCUACAAAAUAGAAUAUCCUAGGGAUUAGUUAUAAUAAUGUUGACAUAGUCAAGGGUUCAGGGUCACUUCAUUGGAAAUGAUCAAAUAAGCUUUAAUUGUGACUCCAUCACAAAGCAGUGGGUUUCUUCUAGUUAUAACAAAAUGUUUGUUUGCAUUUUUCAUGUCUAAUAAUUGUUUUAGUUUGAACUUUGUUUUUGAAUAGAAAAGAUUUUUGUUUAGCAAAAUUUGCCUUCUGAAGAGUUUUUCAGCCUUUGAACUCAGUGUUUUUAAUUAAAAAUAUUUAGUAUUUUUAUGUUAGUAUGCAGAAUUCAGGGAAACAUACUAGUGAUCAUGUGUAUUUACCAAGAAAUAUAUUAACAUUAAUGGUAGCAUUUGAAUUCAGCAACAAAGACUUUCUGGACUUCGUAAGGAAGAAGGCGACCUAGUCACAUACUAGAAUUAUAAUAGCAUGUGCAUGCACAAAGCAAUGUAAAUUUGAUUAGUUUAUCUAAACCCAUACACCUGAUCCAAAUCAAACUUGUGAGGGCCUUUUUGGAGGAGAAAGAAUAGGAAAAAAUGCCAAACUAGAGAGAGGUGCUUUUGGAUAUAGUCCUAGUGGACAAUAACCAAGACCCUCAAGUAGGUGUCUUUCUCUGGCUUCAGCAAAGACUGAAGCAGUAAUUUUCUUGACUUUUAUGAGCAUUUCUACUAGCUUGAAAAGGAGGAUGGAUGGAUGGAAGGAGGAGUUCCCAAGUAUAGAAAUGAGAAAAGGAGCUACUGAGAUGAUACCAAUUACAAACAUUUCUGUUAACUUUCGGUUAAAUACAGACUCAUGUUUAAAAUGUCAUAUCCAAAGAUUUAUAUAAAUUAUGGGACACUAAGAUUUCCCUCAUAUGGAUUGUACUUUCAUUUUAAGUCUAAGUCAUGAACAGUUGAUAAUAAAGGGAAUGUUAUUUUAAGUAGCAACAACAUUACAAGAGUUUGAUUAUGAUUUAAACCCCAACAUUUUACAUUUUUGUUUAACGUGCUUGUGUUAUAACUGUCCAGGAACCUCAACACGAUGUUGGUAGAUCCAAGUUCUCUUAAUUUUUAUAUUCUGCUAAUCUGAAAAAGUGUCAUCUUCCCAGCUUGCAGAAUGAAUUUAAAUCACCGUGACUAAGCAAGCUUUCUAAUGAGUACAACUGAUUUCUGUUCACAUUGAAUUCUUACUCACAUUUACUCCACCUGCUGUAUGUAUAAACAGACGCACACUGGGAGAACAGGAGUAUCCUGCAGGUGCAGAGUGCCAUGAUAGUGCUUUUUGUAAUAUGACAAAAUUUAACAGAUAAACCUCUUUAAUGAAGAACUGCAUUGUAAAACAAGCUCUGCUGCAACAUAAAACUGGAGAUGUUUUAUAAUGUGGAAGUUGUUUGACAGCUUCAUUCUGGUUAUUUUGAACUUUUGUAUUCUAAAAUGGUCAAGUUCGUUUCAUUGCUUGAUUCAUGUUAGCUGCAUGUACUGAUAGUUAAUGCAUAGCUCGUUACCAUGGGUCAUCACAGCAACUUAACAUGAUCAUUUAAAGUGGCUUUUUGUUUUGGUAAAACUACUACUUAAUGUGAUUGUACCCAUUAGUUCUGAGAGUGAAAACAAUUAGUUUAGACUAUAUUCCCAAAAUUAAUUAUUUGUCUAAGCACGUGUUUUCUGUGGUCAAUGUUAAGUCACUUUAAAAAUUAUAACCUUCUAAUCAAAGAUGGUUUUAAGAUUUACAGCUUUAUUAUUCACA